Molecule: messenger RNA, 718 nt
Organism: Perkinsus marinus ATCC 50983
Lineage: Eukaryota; Perkinsozoa; Perkinsida; Perkinsidae
Exons: 5
Coding region: 1-390 (129 amino acids)
Source: RefSeq, a predicted model, not a curated record
AUGGGCAUCUUCAGCAUCUUGUGUAUCGCGGGCCUCAUUAGCAACGUUCAGUCGGGCCACAACCAUCCACGUCCAACCUACCCAGAUGGUGCUUGUUACGGGAGGCCCAUCAACAACUGCGAGAAUAACGACUGUGACUGUGGCGCUAACGAUAAGAUCGUUGCUUACAACGGCCAGGGUAAAAUUGAGUGGGCUAUAUGUGCGAAGGACUGUCACAUAACUACCGCCGGCUGCCCGACGUAUUUCGACAUCUACAAAGAGUCUUGCGCGCCUCUGGAGCGUUGCUUCUUGUUGUGCAGUAUUGAAGCUCACUGCCCGACAGGCGCUAAUUGUCAGGAGGUUGAAAUCGGGAGUUAUUCAGGAAGAAUGUGCCUGUACCAUAUGCUCUAGGUCAUCGAGGAUUGAUCUACCGUGGUAUCCUAUACGGUAGCGGAGUGAGUUAGACGCAUAGUUUCGUUCUUAUUUUCGAUUUUUUCUUUACGUAUGUUGACACCAAGCACUGAGCAUCUAUCCUCUGUACACAUGAGGGCUCCAUGAUGAUAUUGCCAAGUGCCGAGAAGCUCAUAACGACAAGGGUAUGCCGACAACGGUCCCCCCCGUCGUACUUUAUUACGUUGUGGUGUCACAUCCAACUCAAAUUUUCCGAUAGUUAAGUUAAGCAGAUUACUCCAGAAGAGACGUGCAACUACUGAUAGUAGCUCGCUCUCAUUCGUUCGCU